UUUUGCUACUCAUUUACUGCUGGCUGUAAAAAUUGUAGAACAAAUUAAAAACGCAAUAAUAGAAUCGGCGCAGCAAAUGCAGCAUUAAUAGUGGAGAGCAGUGCUCAAAAACCCAAACGAAAGCAAUUAAACGUGUUCAAAAUAGAGAAAAGAUCGUGAAAGUGGGUGCAGCAGUUGGGGAAAAGUGAGAAAACCUUUGUGUUUGUUUUUUUUCAUUAUAAAUUUUGUUUGUUGCUUGGAUUUUGCAAUUUAAUGGUAGGAGGGGGAGUCGAGGCAGGGGCGAACCCAAGUGAUUUUCCAUAGUAAUCAUCGAGUGGAGGGGAAAUUCCAACCGACAUGUCGCUAAAAGCGGCGCUAGCUUUCUGCGCUCUUCUGCAUACAGUCACCUGUUACACGGUCUCAAUUACGGCCCCCAAUCAGGCCCUCAUCGGAUCCUCCAUCAAUGUGUCUGCCCAGCUCUUCGACAAUGGCAAACCGGCUGGCAAGGGAACCUACAAGUUCACCUGGAGCGACAGUACUGGCCAUCGAAAGGAGAUUGAAACGACCAGCGCCAGCAGCAAUUGGACUGUAGUCUACACGCAGGAGCAACCGGCCACACAUGUCCUCAAAGUCGAGGUGGAUAAGUUCUUCAUUUUUUGGGUAAAUGAGGCCAAGGCCCAAAAGGACAUCAAGCUGGAUAACUUGUUGGGCGGCAGCUUGGAACUGAUUCAGAACAAUGUGACUCGUCCGCAAAAGUUUGUGUCCACACAGGAGGCGGUUAAUCACAGCAUAUUGCUAUCCGAGCUGGAUGUGGCAUUUUUGCGGGCCAAGGGAUACCACAUUCAGACGUAUUGGUUUCAAAACUGCACAUAUCUGGGCAUGUCCAGUGCCCUGGACUAUCAGGCCACAUAUCCGAAAGCAGAGCAAUACUUUGACGUGGAGGCUUUAGUGGUGGCUUCGCUGGAGUUACCGCCUGAGCCAAUACCCUCAACCACGACCACAACAACCACAACCACUACCACUACCACUACAACAACCACGACAACAACAACUCCAGCCACAACAACAACUUCAACAACUCCUGCCACCACGACCACUCCAAAACCCACAACAACGUCAACAACUACGACAACCACUACACCAAAGCCACCAGCCCGAGCCAAACGUGAUUUAAUUCAGGCCAUGCAUGCCAAUGCCGCCCUUCUUGGUCUAAACCUUACCAGCGCUCUAAAGCAGCAGAAGGAUUCCGUUGGCAACCUGUCCGUGGCACUGGUCAAUCCGCUGGGCGUACGUAGACUUUCCAAGCUCACUUUAGUGGCCGGUACUCAACCGCCUUUCGAUUGCAUAAGCAAGAAAUUUGUGGCCCAGGAUCCCAAGCAGAUCUACGGCUACUUUCACCACCGCAUUGUAUCUAAAGAUCCCGUUACCGGUUUUGGCACUACGGGCAAGAAUUGGCUGCAGCACUGGGAGAUUAUUCACCUUAAUGUGAACUGCAAGGGAUCGCCACCGUUUGAGCUUUGCACGCAAGUUUUUACUGCACCUUACAAUUCCACGGGCAAUGAGACGUGCGACCGUUAUGAACCAUUAGAUAAUUGCUCAUACGAAUACAAGCGAUACUUCAGCGAAAGCAAGACCAUUCUUUUCUUUAUACGCAAUGAAGUCUCCCAGACACUCAAUCAGGUCACCAUAAACAUGUAUGAAGCCCAGCGUCAAUCUCAGCUUUCGGUGGUAGUUGUGCCCGUAACCUGCACAUUGGUGGCCGUAAUUUUAAUUGUUUUCGGGGUGUCCUAUUAUAUUCAGCGGGGAAAUCGCUUUAAUGUUGAAGUGGCCGAUUUUAAUUUCGGCGAUACUCAGUCGGUGGACAUGGAGUACAAGACAUUCCCGCAGCGUUUGUUCGACAGCAUCCGUGAUGCCUGGACGUGGCCGGGUCAGCGGCGGCACUCGCAGUCCAGCGUAGAUCUCAUGGCGGACCAGCCGCCCAGUCCGGGCUUUGGCGGCAAUGUGGGCGAUGUCGAUAGCAACCUGCGCUACAACACUUUUAACUAGGGCCCUGAGUGUUCGGUUGGAAUAUUGUUAACUAUGCAAAUUAACCGUUUUAAUUUAAUUUCGGCGCCUAAGUUACGAAGCCCUGCUCGCAAUUUCCUUCAAAUUUGGUGAAAUCGAUAUUGUUUUCUGAAAUUGGUUUGUUUUAUACUCAAACCUCGGUGUGAAAUCCAAGGCUGCUUUUGCCGUUUCUACAAAAUUUGAUUGGACUCGAAAGCGGGAUCAGGUGUGAUAGUUAUUUGUUAUUAUUUGUAAGAGCACUCUCAUGUGCUCUAGUCAUUUUCUUGUUGUACACCAGCACUUUGGGUAUACCAACCCAUAUGUACAUGAAUAGAGAUGAUAGAAUCUUUUUUAUGUCUCCAUAUAAUUUAUCUAUCCUUACGUUAUUAUCGAAAUCAUCUCCAACAUCUACGCACAUAACUGCUCAUCAAUGGCCAAAUGUCGAGUAACAAGCUACCAUUUGAAUCGAAAUAUCAGGUGUGCAGUAGGGUUAUGGAAAGCAACUGCAGAUCCCUUCGGAUAUUGUUAAAGACUGUCUUUGUUCUAAAAAGCAAAAAUAAAUCUGGUAAAAUUUACACUUAACUUAUGCGUGAGGAGAUGUUCUUGACGAGCUAAAUGCUAGCAUAAGUCAAUUUGAUUGUUUCCAUUGUAUCGUGAUCCAAAUUCUUUGACAAAGACAAGCGCAUCCUCACUAAAACACACGCGACACAAAUAUUCAUUGUGAUAGAUAUAAAACAAACAGUAUGUACGUUUAGCUAAAACGAAAAGUUUAAAGAAAACCAAUAUAAUUAUAAUUCUAAAAA
Messenger RNA from Drosophila elegans, 2825 nucleotides. RefSeq names its product probable transcription-associated protein 1. Lineage: Eukaryota; Metazoa; Arthropoda; Insecta; Diptera; Drosophilidae. Bases 337 to 2025 code for a protein of 562 amino acids. The transcript is spliced from 7 exons. The record is from RefSeq and is a predicted model, not a curated record.